AAGACACUACGUUCGCAAUCUAGGGUCCCCCAAUCCUUCCCCCCUAUUACUGAGCAAGAAUCCGGCUCAGAAGCGGAGGGUGAUCAAACUGAAUACGCGAUGGCAGAGGAAGAUAUGACAACCUCUGGCUCAGCACACGAUACUGGCAAGAUGCCAGAACGCGAGGAAUCCGAGGAUGGCACGCCCAGUCCUAUGCCGAUACCUACGCCGAAUCCUAACGGCAUGGUGACCAUGGCAGCAGCAGAUCUCAUUGCACUCUGCGAGCGACUGAUAUCAGCACGCGCGCCGCCACCUCCUCCACCUCCUCCACCACCUCCACCUCCUCCUAACCCUAUACCAGAAGAAGAUCCGAACAUGCUGGCUCGCGAAUACCAGAAGGAAGCGCAGGCCUCGUUGAACACAAAGUCCGUCACCACGUUCGAUGGCACCAACUACCAGACGUGGAAGAUGGCGUUCUUGUCGGAUGCAGAAGUGAUCGGUGGUGCAGAUAUUCUUAAUAAGAACCAACAGGAACCACCUGAAGGUUUAUCAUCGCUCGAUCAGCGAUAUUGGGUGAUACGUUCAAAACUUCUCUUCCGUCGCAUGUUGCAAUCCCUAGUAGGUUCUGUCCGUUUGACCAUGGGAUCCAUUCAACCCGACAACGCGGCGGCCCUAUGGAACAAGAAUUUACCCACUUGCAUGUCAAGGACGGUGAUUACCCUGGCAUACGUACGCCGAUAUCAAUACCUGUCUGCUCGCAUGCGACAACUAACGGAGGACCGUGGUGAGAACUACCUCCAUGAUUUCUUUAUUAUCGGCCUCCGAGAUUAUCAGAGGACCUAUGUUAAAUCACGCCUCGAUACGUUCUACGGGACGGGUCAGGGUCCGAUUGUCAACCUAGAUAUCAACGAUCUCACAAAACAAAUUGCUCACCGGAUGAGUAAAUCAGAGGGUACUGGACGCCCUAAAGCUCCAAAGGCCAACGCGGCCACCAAUGAUAAUGACAACACAACUUCCGCCGCAACCGCAAAGUGCGGAUACUGCAAGGUCCCAGGGCAUAUAAAGGCUAAUUGCUAUCAUCUGAACCCUGACAAAGCACCCGAGUGGUGGAGGAAAGAGAAUAAGGAUAAUAAGGGCACUGACAACACUGAAGAGUGCCAAAAAGAACGGAAAGGAUAA
Messenger RNA from Histoplasma mississippiense, 1158 nucleotides. RefSeq lists its product with no specific name. The transcript is spliced from 2 exons. The record is from RefSeq and is a predicted model, not a curated record. The annotation marks the transcript as partial. Lineage: Eukaryota; Fungi; Ascomycota; Eurotiomycetes; Onygenales; Ajellomycetaceae.